Linepithema humile (Argentine ant) is the source of this 2312-nucleotide messenger RNA. Its product is annotated as probable glutamate receptor. The record is from RefSeq and is a predicted model, not a curated record. Gene Ontology annotation, molecular function: ligand-gated monoatomic ion channel activity. NCBI's taxonomy places the organism in Eukaryota, Metazoa, Arthropoda, Insecta, Hymenoptera, Formicidae. Gene Ontology annotation, cellular component: membrane.
GAACAGCCAGAAUGCACUUUAUCAUCUGGAUCAUCUUUGCAUUGAUCUUUGCAUUGUUAUUCAACAAUGAAGCGACUGCAUUUUCUCAUCGAAUUGAUAAUGUGAUCCCAAAAUUUAUCGUCGAUGUGACCUCCAUCUUAUUGCCGCCGUUGAGGAUAUCUCUACACUUAUGCACUAGCUAUGACGACACAAUUAGAUUUUCAAGGGAAAUGUCACGCUAUGGCUUGGCACAUGGCAUUCGUAACUCCAACGAAGACUUCGACCAAAGAAUUUACAAUCAUUUUGAACAUCAGAAUCUAUACGCGUUGGAUUUAGACUGCGAUUAUGCCACUGAAACCUUACAACAGGCGCAUUCAAAAAGAAUGUUUGUCGCCCCGGCAAAGUGGCUGCUUCUUCAGGAUCGAAGAACGGUGAUCGAUAGCGUCAAUGUAACUUCUACAUACAAUGAUACGAUAUUGGAAAUCUUUGAGGAUUUGGCAGUCUAUCCUGACAGCGAGGUGCUCCUCGCUCGAAGAUUAGAUGGCGAUUUUCUCGAGCUUUUGUCCGUAUAUCGACCAAGUCCACAACGAGGAGUAGUGUGGGAAAAUCGCGGAAAUUGGACGAUUGAGAAUGGCUUACGAUUGAGAGAUUUUAAAGUGGCUUCGGAACGGAGAAGAAAUCUUCAACGAACGGUUCUCAAAGUCUCAAUAGUGCUGCUGUAUCACAAUACGACUGAUGGUCUUGAUGACUUGGAGGAUAAAAGUGAUUCUAUUGCAAAAGCGACUUAUCACUGGGUACGUUAUUUAGGAGAGCGGAUGAAUGCAACACUAAGUUUCGAAAUUGAAACCACUUGGGGGUAUCCUGAGAAAAAUGGAUCCUGGGGUGGGAUGGCCGGAAAGUUGUAUCGACACGACGUCGAUAUGGCUGGCACUACUAUGUAUAUGCUGCACGAUCGCUUGCAUAUAGUGACAUACGUUCAAUUAUAUACACGCACUCGCGCACUAUUCGUAUUUCGACGACCUUUAUUAUCAACUGUUAAAAAUAUCUUCACAUUGCCCUUUGAACAACGCGUCUGGAUUGCGAUUGCCGUAUUUCUCUUUUUGGUUUCCUGCUUCUUAUAUUUAUCCAUGCAAUGGGAGUAUUAUGAAGCUACUGCAAAAAAGUCGACGGCCUCUUCAAACCCAUUAAAAAUCGCAGAACCGACGGUCAGUGAUAAUAUUUUCAUUCUUUUAGGCGCCUUUUCACAGCAAGGAUAUUCAUAUGAACCAUACAAAAUCUCGACUCGAAUUUCCACUCUCAUGUUACUCGUGGCAUCUCUAAGUCUCUACGCGGCUUACACAGCAAAUAUUGUGGCUCUUUUGCAAUCCACCACGGAUUCGAUCAAAACCCCUGCAGAUAUUUUGCACAGUCCGUUAACUCUCGGCGUGGAUGAUGUCAAGUAUAACCAUUAUAAUUUUGAAUUUCACCAAGAUCCCAUUAGAAAAGCGGUCUAUGAACAGAAAAUAUUGCCAAAUGGAAACCGAACCUGGAUGAGUAUAGAGGAAGGAAUACAUCGCAUAAGAACCGAAACCUUCGCGUUUUACGGACCGCAGGGACAAAUAUAUCACCUCGCGCAGCAGACAUUUCAGGAAGACGAAAAGUGCAGUCUGUCCGAAGUGGACUAUUUCAAAUUGCCGUAUCCGUUUCUCCCGCUACCAAGACAAUCGCCUUAUUUAGAGAUAAUAAAAAAUGGAGCCAUAGUAUUACAAGAAUACGGACUUAAAUUUCGUGAAGAACGUCGUUUGUACCCGGAUAAACCAACGUGCUCAAGCGCGUCCAACUACAUCACCAUCGGUUUCACAGAAUGUUACUUCGCGAUAGUCUCAUUGGGCUAUGGAAUACUGCUCAGCGUUACCGUGUUUGUGUUCGAGUUGCUGUGGUACAAGAUAAAAAAUAAAGACGUGAGAAAGAAAACGACUGAACAAAAAAAAACUGUGCUAGAGGAAAUAGAUGUUGACAUUGUCGAAUAUUGACUAGACUGCCGCAGAUAUAAACUGCUGCAAGAAUGUGUAUUCAGAAACAUCAGAUUUUUCAAAUUUCUAUUGUUCUGUAAUGAACAAAUUACUUUAACCACUCUGUAAACCUUUUUUUUCUGUGUUUUUUAACAAAAAAAAAUCGAUAGUCAAUAUUUAUUUAAUGUACGUUAAUGGAGCAUAUAAUUAACUAUGGAAAAUACGUACACAAUUCUGUUUGUUAAAAGGAAGCUUUCCCACUAUGCAAUAAAUAUCGCACAUUUUAUCUUAAAAUAUAUAUUUUUGAUGAACUCCCACCGUGCAAUUAAUUAAUAAACGCAA